Messenger RNA from Daphnia pulicaria, 2251 nucleotides. Its product is annotated as synaptic vesicle membrane protein VAT-1 homolog-like. Lineage: Eukaryota; Metazoa; Arthropoda; Branchiopoda; Diplostraca; Daphniidae. The coding region runs from base 106 to 2124 and encodes 672 amino acids. The record is from RefSeq and is a predicted model, not a curated record. Gene Ontology annotation, molecular function: oxidoreductase activity. The transcript is spliced from 13 exons.
AUUCGACCUCAUAAAAGCAAGGUCCAACCUUGCAAACGACACACUCCAUCAUUGGUGGUCUAGUAGAGAACAACUCAAGCGUCUGCAUUGUCUUCAACUGCAAAUAUGUUUUCCGAAAAGCACAACGAGCCUGCUACUCACAAAACUGUCAGCGAGAUGGUGAGUGAGCAUCCGACAACUAUUCAAACCUCUUCGCCAACCGCAGCAGAACGUCAGCGGAAAAAGUCGAUCAACGAAGCCGAUGAGAUCGAAAAGGAGGUGAGGGAGCUUCGUCGACGUGACGAGGAAGAGAUUCGUCGCAAGCAUCUGGGAGCCUUGAAAAGAAUCGAACAACAUCUCAAUCAGAAUGGUGGAGACUUGUCUUACCUGUUGAAUCAGCAAAGGGUUCCCACCGAAGUGAGAUCCGUUCAACUGACUGGAUUCGGACUGGGAAAGAACAUCAAUAUCGCCAAAGUUCACAUUCCACUACCGUUGAAACACGAAGUUCUCAUUCGCGCCCAUUCUUGUGGAGUUAAUUUUGAUGAUGUCAUGACUCGUAAUGGAAUGCUGGACAACUGGGUUCGUUCAUUGAAGGCACCUUUCAUCAUGGGAAGUGAAGUGGCAGGUGAAGUUAUCGGACUUGGAAAAAAUGUCACUGAACUGAAUUUGGGUGAUCGAGUCAUGUGUCUACCAGAACGCAAAGCUUGGAGUGAAUAUGCCGUGUGUCGCGUCGAGCAUUGCUUCAAAAUUCCCGAAGAGAUGAGCUACAAUGACGCAGUGGCUUUGACUGUCGACGGGAUCGUGGCCUACUCUUUGCUCUUCCAAAUGGGAUCUCUCUACCCUGGCAAAGCUGUUCUCUUGCACUCCACUCCGGGCGGAUUGGGCUCUAUGGUGACCCAAAUGGUUCGUACCGUGCCAGAAACCAUCCUCUUCAAAAUCGCGAUGGAAAAUGAGGGGCAGAUAAAAUUCACGAAUCAAAAUGUCCACUACAUCGAUCACGAUUCCGACUACGUCACGGAGAUCCGGCACAGUUCUCCCCACGGCGUCGAUCUGGUUCUCGAUUGUCAAUACGAGGACAAUUUCCUUCGUGAUUUAAAUCUUCUGAGACCCAUGGGGAAAUACGUCCUGUUCGGGACUCAGGCGGCCGUUCAUCGCGGAUUCUUCGAUAGCGCCAGAACCUGGUGGGGCAAAGAUAAAAUUUCACCACUGAAACUCUACGAGGAGAACAAGAGCGUCUGCGGAUUCAACUUACGUAACUUGCUCUACUUCCAAAAGGAUCGCGAUUACGUCCGUGAAGUAUUCUGCAGGGUUUGCAAAAUGUGGCAAGAAGGUUCCAUCAGACCUGAUUUCGACGUUCUUCUGUUCGAUGAUCUGAAUGAAGCGUUGCAGCGGAUGCAGGAGCACGGACAAAUCGGCAAAAUCAUUUUGAAUCCGACCGAGUCCAGAGAAACGACGGAAAUUCCCGACUAUUACGCCAUCGCCGAGAAGAACGUGAAGAAGAGAAUCUGGGACCAGAAGCCGUUCCUGAACAAAUUGGGAUUACCUGAGCCAGGUGAAUUGGUCAGGGACAAGUCGCUGGUGGAAGAGGAGAGAGAGCGUGCCCAGCAGAAGGAACAAGAGGAAAUGCAAAGGAAAUACGAGCAGCAGCAGCAAAAUCAGCAGUAUAUUCAACGUUUGACUCAACCCCAAGAGAAAUUUUACGAAGCAAGAGGAGCGGUUCCUGAAAGGACUCAGACUCCGUCGACUUAUGAAGUCCGCACUGGGAACUUGUCCGGCGAGCCUCCAAUUGUUUAUGAUCCUUCUUCCGGACGAACUGUGUACAAUGUAACUACUGCAGAAACUUGUCCGUAUUUGGCUCAAGCCGCUCAACAACCAAUUUCUACUACGGUGAAAAAUGUGCCCAGCUUCCAGACUGUAAUCAAGGAACCGCUGACAUCAACUCGUGCUUCCACCGUGACAGCCGAGACCGGAAGAGAAGUCGGAAGAGAAGCCAUCUUGACCAAGGAGAGAGUUGAGCUGUCAGUCCCAAUGACCAAUAAAGAGGUCAUAAAUCUGAAAGAACAACUUCCUGGAGCCGUGCUGGAAGAUAAAUAUACAGGAGAUAAAUAUACUCGUGGCCUUCUGGAAAAACGUACUAACGAAUGAGAUCGAUUUGUAUGAGGAUCGUCAUAUUUUUGCUGAACUUUUAGCGCCACCUUUUUUAAUUCAGAUUUUAAUUUCAAACGAAAGAUUUGUAAUUCACUUCCACUCGAAAUAAACAUAGAAAAUUUAA